Molecule: messenger RNA, 4023 nt
Organism: Rhinocladiella mackenziei CBS 650.93
Lineage: Eukaryota; Fungi; Ascomycota; Eurotiomycetes; Chaetothyriales; Herpotrichiellaceae
Exons: 3
Coding region: 1-4023 (1340 amino acids)
Cellular component (GO): trans-Golgi network
Source: RefSeq, a predicted model, not a curated record
AUGGGGUAUAACCCUUUCCUGCCCACCGCCGGUGCAAAAGUCAACGUUCAAUGUGUCCCAGCGGGCCCGGUCACCCCCGAUCGCUUCCAGAAAUUCAUCAAGUUGCUGCAGAAUUGUGCGAUAGUCAAGCUGAAACUGGUCGAGUUUUCAUUGUCCCCUCAAGGUACCUCUGCAGAAUCAGCGUCGGAAGAUGGCUGGAUUUUCUACGAUAUCUCGGCCAACCAAGAGACUGCCAGGCCCCAUCUUUUCCCGUUCGAAACAAAUAGUCGAUGCCAGAUUCUGUUUGGAAUUAUCGAUGGGGAGAGGAUUGGACCUGAUGCAGCAUCAGUUCUUCAAUCGAUCAACAUAGAAUUUCCCCAACUAAUCCCUUCGACUCCUGGGCUUCUUGUUCGUCAAUUAAUUUGCUUCAGCAAGACGCCAUCGCUUCGAGCCGAUUCUGGUAUUGUAUUCAUACCUGAUACCAAUGGCGACAAUGCUGCUCGUGACUUCAUGAUCACAGUCUCGAAACAACUUGCGGACGGCAUCAAUAGGGUUAUCGAUGACUUCAGAGACCAGCCCAUCAGUAUGGUGCCCGGCGCCGGCUCACAAAUCCUCCGGCGAAAUGGUAACACACCGAAUUCUGCAGAAGGGACGUCUACUCCGGUGUCAGCGAAAUCCCAAAGUCCGCUGCCGUCAAACGAGGCCGAAGCCCAGAGCGACACAUCUCGAGGACGCUUCAACAUCAUCCAAGGUAUGUUUCAUCUCCAAAGGGGAUUGUGGAGCGAGGCCUUGAGCUCGCUUUCUGAAGGCGCAACCAUUGCUCAGAGCGGCCAUGAUCAUCUUUGGCACGGGAAAGCGCUUGAAUGCCUCCUAGUGUGCAUGCUUUAUUUAUCAUGGUCUGAAGUAUGGUUCGCGGUCCCUCCGGUAUGUCGUUCUCUUCCGAAUAGAAGCGGUUCCUUCCAAGCAGAAGUGGCGCCAAACUCGGGCGAUUCCCGUAAGCUACUUGCUCAACUGAUGCCCCCGAUGGUUGAAACGGUCCUGGAACUCUACGCAAAGGUGUCGAAUUUAGACUUGGGCGGACCUUUACAAGAUGUCCUCAGAGAAUCUCGCAUCAGGCUUGUAAAUUUACUAGUCUUCGUGAAACGGGACGGAGGCGUGUUGAACCAGCAAUAUCUCGAUCGACUUGUCUUGGGCAAAGGCGACAUCGUCGAUACGCAAAAGCCGCUUGGAGGGGAGCAAGUUGCGAUAUCCAAGGCCGGACUGGCCAACAUCCUGAUUGAAACGCUCCAGGCAUCUCAAUCAAGCAAUAAUCCAUCGCAUCAAACAUCUCUCCUGGUCGCUGUGGCCAGCAGUUUGUCCACUCUAGGUUUAGAUCGCAAGCAUGCAUUCUACAUGAAGCAACUGAUGCGACAACUUGCUCCCAAAUUGAUUGAAGCGAGAAAGGUCGGUGCAUCUGAGGUCGGUAUCCACCCAGCAGCUGGACUUCCACCUAUCACCCCCGCUCAUCAGGGUAUUAUUCCCGAGAUGAUGGUUGGCACCAGGAUCAUGUUGGCCCUUGCCGCUGCUGCAUAUGGGGCCCCAUUGCCUCCCAUUCCUCGCGUACGGGAAAGGAUUCCAGCAGACUUGAAUGAAAUCAAUGAAAAUCUUCGAAUAUGGGCUUAUGAGCAUAGUUCUGGAGAUGCCCUGCUCAAGCUGGAAAUGCUACGGACUUGUGUCAGUGUCUGCGAGGCUUUGCCCGAUAUUUCGGCAGGCCUGCAUUUGACAUCCCAUAUCCUGCGCGGAGCGAAGCAAGUUGUGACCAUGCCGAAGCCACCAGCCACCAUUGUUCCACUGAUUUCUGCAGAGGAACAAGCACGUUUAGUGGAUAGCAUCAAACGCGCCGUGUCAGCGGCAUCGCGGAUGGGUGAAGGUGGAUGUCGAGCUGAAUACUGGGACGAUUUUCUUGUCCGGGAUGUCCAAGUAUUUGAACGAGACACAUUGGCUAAGCUCAUCCCACACAAGCCCAGUGACCUUUCCGUCCGAAGCAGUGGGCUCGUUGAGACGGUUCGAGAUCCUUUCAUUUACAACCCAUUUUCGAAGGACGAAUCGGCCAUUGCCGACCCUGUUCUCGUGGCUGGAGAGUGGGCUACCUUUGCUGUCCUGCUCCAAAACCCAUUGGAAGUCGAGGUCGAGAUUGACGAAAUUCGGUUGAUUACCAAGGACUGUAGCUUCACACCUUCACCGCAUAGCAUUGUCUUGGGCCCUUUCUCGACCCAAAUGUUCUCCUUGAAUGGAACACCUACUGAAAGUGGUGAUCUUCAAGUGGUUGGUUGCAGAGCCAGGAUUCGCAACUGCUAUGAACAGGACUUCCUUAUUUUCCGCGAGGACUGGAAGUUCCCAUUGGUUCUGAAGCAGAAUACCCUUGGGAGAGUUAGAUUCCAAAAAGGCCAACCCGGAAAUGCUGAAGAAAAUCCGAAGCUUCCAGAGCUCCCAUUCCCCCCUCCAAAUCCAAGUCCCUUGAAGUUGAAAGUCAUCAGCGCUCAGCCACGACUUGUUAUCGAGCCCAAAACCCUUGGAAAGUCUGCAAUCAUGUUGCUCGAAGGAGAGAGUCGUGUCUUCGAGCUACGCCUGGCCAAUGAAAGCAUGACUGUAGCCGCAGAUUUUGUCCUGGUCACCACUGAAGAUUCAGUCACCGCCAGGCUACAAUAUGCGCUAUUAAACAAGGAUCUGAAUCCAGCGGAGCUCUACGAGAUCCAAAAGCAGCUUGCGGUAAAUCCAGCUAUAGAGAUUAGAAGCUCUGAUCGAAGUGUAUCGACCCGAAUUCUAGAACCAGGUCGAGGCGUCGAUUAUACGGUUUCAAUCUUCGGCCGACCAGGCCUUGUCGACGCCACCGUGCAGGCGGACUACGCAUAUCUGGGAUCGCCUUCGUCCGAAGUCAAAGGAACUUUCUACACUCGACAGGUACGAUUUCCUAUUGCUGUGACUGUCAAUGGCAGUGUUGAAAUACCACGGUGCAAUGUCUUGCCCAUUCACAGCGACUUCGUGUGGAAUUCCGAUCGUUUAAACGGGGCACCAAAGGUGGAGAAUCUCGUUGAAUCUCGGUCCGCCGAUUUUUCCAAGCUCUCACGUUGGCUCAAGACCCGACCGGAGGCAACGGCGUAUUGCAUGCUGACCCUGGAUCUCCGAAAUGUUUGGCCGCAGCCUCUCCGCGUCGACAUCCAAGUUCGAAACCGGGACCCGAGCCCCGAUUCGGAAAACCAGUCUUGGACUGAUGCCUGUUCAGUCCACGAAAUAUUGCAGCCUGGCCACGUCAGCCGAGUGGUACUGCCAGUCCCACGACUAUUUAUCAAAGAUCCGCACGCCCCUAUCCCCAAUCUGGAGACACAGAAACAGUUUGUUGUAACGUCGUCCAAGCUGAGUACAGAAGCGGAAGCAGCAAGUAGGGAGUCAUUUUGGUAUCGAGAGGAGCUUCUAAAAUGCUUGCGAGGCUCUUGGAAGGAGGAAAGCUCCGGCAGACAUGGAGAGAUCGAUCUCAGAAAAGGGAUCAGGCUCAGCCCACGAAUGGUCGACGUGCUCAAACUGGACCACAUUGACAUUGAAUACGGCCUCAAGUCGUACAGCAAUCCACCGAUCGACAAUGAUUCAGAUACAACCGUGAAACAGAUUGGAAGGUCCCAUUUCUUUUUGCAAACCGAAACAUUCGCGACCUUGUUGGUCAUGAUACAUAACCACACUCCAGAUACUCUCCAGUUGCUCCUUCGCCUCCAGCCGGCUCUUCGACAUCAAACACACAACAUUGCCCUGGACCUUUCGAAGCGGUUCGCCUGGUCCGGUGUCCUCCAGCGUGCUUUACAUCCGCCUAUCGAGCCAGGAGGCACUUACGUCGCUGAGCUGGGCAUUAUCGCGUUGGCACAGGGCGACUAUGAGAUAAAUGCGUCGGUAGAGGAGAUCAAAGGCCGUCGGACACAUAUUGCCGCAAAUGCCGCAAACGCCGUCGGGACAGGCACUGCGAGAAGGAUUUGGCAUGCUAGAUCUGCAUGUUUGAUCGAUGCCGGGGAAGAGUAA